GUUAGGGGAGGAGAGGAGAUUACGCCAUGUUGAGGAAACAAAACUUAAGGUCCAUAAAAACAAAAGCUACCAACGUGGAAGCUCAUUCAGGCGAAAAAAAUACAACGCAUUUUGGAACAAAUUGACUGACAGACAGGAACCAAAACAAGGAAUGGCCUCUGCUAUCACUUCCUGGUCUGAGGAGAACUUUUCAUGUUCCAUCUGUCUCGACGUUUUUAGCAGCCCAGUUUCCACACCAUGUGGACACAACUUCUGCAGAACCUGUAUUUCAAAGUUCUGGGAUGAACAACUCCAGUACAAAUGUCCUGUUUGCAACGAGCUUUUCCACACUAGACCUGAUCUACGGGUCAAUACCCUCUUAUCAGAGCUGGCUACUCAGAUUAGAACAAAUUUACAAGUAGAAGAGCAGCCCUGUGUUGAACCAGCAGAAGUUCCCUGUGACGUCUGUACUGGGACCCAGCUGAAGGCCGUGAAGUCCUGCCUAGUAUGUCUUAUCUCUUACUGCCAAACCCACCUGGAACCGCAUCAGAGAGUCGCAGGCCUGAAGAAACAUCGACUGGUCGAGCCUAUUGACCAUCUGGAAGACAGGAUUUGUAUGAAACACAAUCAACUUCUGGAGCUCUUCUGCCAGACUGAACAGGUGUCUGUAUGUCAGAUCUGCACAGAGACAGACCACAAGUCACAUCCUGUUGUACCUCUAAAGGAGGAAUAUGAAGUGAAGACGGCCCAGCUGGGGAAGAUAGAGGCUGAAGUUCCGCAGAUGAUCUGGGAGAGAAAACUAAAGAUUAAGGAGAUCAAAGACACAGUAGACAUGAGCAAGAAAGAUGCAGACAGAGAGAUAGCUGAUGGUGGGCAGGUCUUCAUUGCUCUGAUAGGCUGUGUUGAAAAGUGCCAGGAUGAUUUCAACCAAACGGUUAAAGAGAAACUGAUAUCCACAGAGAAACAAGCUGAAGACCUUAUCAAAGAGCUGGAGCAGGAAAUAGAAGAUCUGACCAAUAGAGGCUCAGAGGUUAAGCAGCUCUCAUACAUUAAAGACCACCUUCACUUCCUCGAAGCCUUCAUAUCUCUGAAGAAUCCUCCACCCACCAGGGACUGGAAGACGAUGGAGGUCCGUCCUCCAUCAUACGUAGGGACCUUGAGGAGAUCCCUGGAUCAGCUGGAGGAGACACUGAACAUUGAGAUGAAGAAGCUGUGUAAUGAUGCUGAACUGAAGAGGGUCCAGCAGUAUGAAGUAGAUGUGACUCUGGAUCCUGAUACAGCUCAACCCCGUCUCAUCCUGUCUGAGGAUGGGAAACAAGUACAUGAUGGAGGUGUAGUGAAUAAACUCCCAGACAACCCUAAUAGAUUUACACAGUAUAUACAUGUUCUUACGGGGCAGAGCUUCUCCUCAGGGAGCUUUUACUUUGAGGUCCAGGUUAAAGACAAGACUGCAUGGUGUUUAGGAGUGGCCAGAGAGUCCAUCGACAGAAAAGGUAAGAUCAUAGUGACCCCUGAGACAGGAUACUGGACCCUUUACCAUGACAAGGAUGGGUUUGUAUUUAGAGAUAAACCCGCUGUCCGUCUCCCUCUGAGAGCCGAGCUCCAGAAGGUGGGGGUGUUUGUUGAUUAUGAUGAGGGUCUGGUCUCCUUCUAUGAUGUGGAAGCCAGGGUUCAUAACUACUCUGCUACUGGCUGCACCUUUAGUGAUUCUCUCUAUCCAAUCCUCUGUCCAGGUUACUGUUAUAAUGGAGAUAAAAACUCUGCACCCCUGAUCAUCACACCUGUCAAUCAAACAGACUAGGACCUUUGUUUGAUGAUUAAAUAAUCAAGCAACCAAAACAACUAAUGUUGUUUCCUGAAUUAGAAGCUCUACUAUGUGAGAUCUGAGAGAAUUUGACGUUGUACUGCUAUCAUGUAACAAGGAUAAAUUAAUUAUUGAAAUAACCCUGACAACUGUAAAAAAUAACCCAUGAUACAUGAUUAGAUUACAUAUACUAUAUUGAUCAAUGUCUGAUUGACAAAAUGUUUUAAUGUAACAAUAUCAAAAAUUUUAAAUGUUUGGGGCAAGUAAAACAUUAUGAAUGAUAACAUAAUCAAAUGUUUGUACACUUUUUAAUUCAAUAAAAAUGUGUAAAAAGUAAAAUUGGCUCAUUUUCUGUGGAAUAGCUUCAUUCUCCUUAUUCUCCCUCGCUCUCUCUCCCUUCGUCCCUCAUUCUCUCACCCUCUCUCUCGCUGUAUAUCGUUCCUCUCUCCCCCAGUGUUUGGUCUUUCUCUCCAUCUCUGUCUCUAAUCUGCUUUCUGUAUCUCGUCCUAAUAUUCUUUCUGUAUCUCUCGUUCUCUUUGUUAAUAUCUCCUUCAUGUCUUUCAACUUCUUUCAUUCUCCCUCACCACUUUUCUUAAUCUCUUUCCCUCCAUCUUUAUAUAUAUUAAUCUCUCACUUUCUCCAUUCAACUCAACUCAAUUCUCUUCAUUGACAUGAGUGAUGAAACACUGUUACCAAACCAUUUGACAAACAGAACAAAACAACAACUAAUAGUUACCAACACAUGAAUGAUCAUAUAAAUGAACACCACUCACAAUGAAUCAUUACAUACCAAAUUAGUUGGCAGUCAAACUGAAUCUCUUGUAGUGUCCAUGGAUCUAGCAGGCAGUGCUACGCCUCUGUCCUUCUCCCCUCACAGCAGUUUCUGACGGCAGGGAUGUUGAAUGAGUUCUGGAUGUGUAGGAUGUAAUAAAGUAUUGACCUCUUAGUUCCUUGUCCCUCAUACAUUGCAGUAGGAAGUGGUCUUCGAUCUCCCUCUCCUGGGGACAGAAUGGACCCAGCCGGUCUCCUCUGGGUAGCCAGGUCUGCCUGGCUGUGACGGCCUGGCUCUACGGCCAGGCUGUGUCCACUGAGCUUGGAAGUCGGCAGGGAUCUCCUCACAGAGACACGCAUC
This is a messenger RNA of Gadus chalcogrammus (walleye pollock), 2915 nucleotides long. Its product is annotated as E3 ubiquitin-protein ligase TRIM39-like. NCBI's taxonomy places the organism in Eukaryota, Metazoa, Chordata, Actinopteri, Gadiformes, Gadidae. The coding region runs from base 152 to 1780 and encodes 542 amino acids. The transcript is spliced from 2 exons. The record is from RefSeq and is a predicted model, not a curated record. Gene Ontology annotation, molecular function: protein binding; zinc ion binding.